AUGGUGUAUCAAUAUUCCAAGUGUACUAUUACUGCCACAGCCGCAAUCGAUGAUACUACGGGAUGCUUCUUUAAUCGUGAUCCGGACAUCUGUCUGCCCACCAGAGUACAAUUUCCUCGGAAUCAGUUAUGCUUCCCUAGCGCCAGCCAACAAUCAAUACUCAACUCUAGCCUUUUGCCAGAAGAUCCUAGCUCUACAGCUCUGCAAGGUUAUGACAUUGAACAAAAGCUUACCUGGAUCAGGGACAUCACUAAUGCCCCUGUAAACCAGCGCUCUUGGGUUGUUCAAGAGCGCCUUCUCAGCCCCCGAGUUCUCCAUUUUUCAGACAGACAGCUCUAUUGGGAAUGUGCAGAGUUAGAAGCCUCUGAAUCGUCACCAUUUGGAAUCCCUGAAAAGGAAGCAGUAAAGUUCAAAACCCUAAGCCCCCUUCAACAUCAGGAUCAAUAUCUCAAUGAUCUGGAUUUUGAGGUAGAGACACCAUCUCGAAAAUACGAGCGCUUAACCCGUGGUUUUUCGAUCUGGGGCUCAGCAGUAUCCGCUUAUACAAGUGGAAAAUUAAGUAAAGGCUCCGACAAGCUCAUUGCAAUUUCCGUCAUAGCAAGGGAACUACAGCCCUUGAUGAGACGUCCAUAUCUAGCCGGUCUCUGGGAGGUUGAUCUUGUAUCCCAGCUAGCUCCGCUAGUAGAGAUUCUCGAAGUAGUCAUAGAUUUUGUCAGCGAUGAUAAAUUCGGUCAAGUCCAAGGCGGUCAUCUAAACCUUCUGGGACAAACGAUCGAUCUUGAAGUCUUAGAAAGAAAGAGCAAAGUAGAAAGAAGCAAAGUCCUCUUCAAUGGCAAACUUAGCUCUGCAUGGAUAUUAGAGGAUCUUGCCAACAUAAGAACUGAGACUUCAACAAAUCAGUUAAGCUAUCUGCCUCUCCAUAUAGAUCUCUACGGCAACCAAUUUUAUAUCACAGGCCUUAUCCUGGAGUGCGUUGAUGUCACUAGGAACGAAUAUCGCCGUGUGGGACUGUUGGAGUACUCUAAAAUCAUUCCAUUCGGAUCCGGACACACCGGGAAAGUUUCCAUAGAAGAUCCAUUUCUAUCUACUAUUGGUGAUAUUGAACAGACAGAAUAUGGCACACACGUCUUCAAAAAAAGAUCUGCAGAUUUGCGAGAGAUUACGAUCAUAUGA
Molecule: messenger RNA, 1173 nt
Organism: Botrytis byssoidea
Lineage: Eukaryota; Fungi; Ascomycota; Leotiomycetes; Helotiales; Sclerotiniaceae
Exons: 3
Coding region: 1-1173 (390 amino acids)
Source: RefSeq, a predicted model, not a curated record